UUCCCUGCGAAUGGCAAGCUGAUAGGUGACGUGUUUGGCCCGUGUAAACUGAGGGAAAUUUAAGAAAACACCAUGCAAACUCGGCUUAUUUUGCUGCUUCUCGCCCUGGCGCCGCUCGUCCUGGCCAAGAAGUUCAAGGAGGAGGAGAAACCGGCGUGGGCCAAGAAGGACAUUCGGGACUACAGCGAAGCGGACCUGGAGCGUCUGCUGGAUCAGUGGGAUGAGGAUGAAGAGCCGCUGGAGGAGGAUGAACUGCCCGAACACCUGCGCCCGCAGCCCAAGCUGGAUCUGUCCAAUCUGGACAGCAAGAACCCCGAGGAGCUGCUCAAGAUAUCCAAGAAGGGACGCACGCUGAUGACCUUCGUCUCGGUGACCGGCAAACCGACGCGGGAGGAGGGCGAUGCCAUCACCAAGCUGUGGCAGACCAGUCUCUGGAACAAUCACAUCCAGGCGGAGCGCUACAUGGUCGACGACGACCGCGCCAUUUUCCUCUUCAAGGACGGCACACAGGCCUGGGAGGCCAAGGACUUCCUCAUCGAGCAGGAGCGCUGCAAGGGCGUUUCCAUCGAGAACAAGGAGUACCCGGGCGUCCAUGCCCAAAAGGACGAACUGUAGGCUAGUCCUGCGAUUUCCAUCAAAACAUUCUCAUACACUCAAGUAUUUUUAAGCUCAAAGUUGAACAAAUUUAAAUAAAGUGAAUUUAUUGAAAGAGUA
Molecule: messenger RNA, 714 nt
Organism: Drosophila takahashii
Lineage: Eukaryota; Metazoa; Arthropoda; Insecta; Diptera; Drosophilidae
Gene: boca
Product: LDLR chaperone boca
Biological process (GO): protein folding
Source: RefSeq, a predicted model, not a curated record